AUGCCAUACCCCCACCACGAAACAGUUGAUAUUGCUGACGACAAACCAUUUCGCGAUGAAUCCAGCGAAGACAGCGAGUCGUCAUCGAUGUUAGCGUCACCAUUCCAUUCCUCUAGCCCUACCACUCCGACGAAGCAGAGAAAGGGCAUGGCGUGGCUGAACCUUACCAUUUUGUGUGCCAACGUGAUCUUUGUUGGAUACAAUGUACUAUACUCUUGGCAGAGUAUUACCUGGAUCAAGUUCCAGAAACACUAUUGUCCAGACCAGCCGUUUUGUGAGAGCCACUCUAUCAUAUUUCCCUUCCCUCCUCGAGUACUGGAAGAAGGAAAGAAGAAGAGUGAUCAGAGCGAUAAUGAUACUGGAAUCAAGUAUGAAAAUACUGUGAUGCACCUCGAAAACUCUCACAAUCCGUUUGCAAGAGAUCUGGGGCCAGCAGUGGAUAAAAUAUGGGAUGACCUGCUGAAUUGGAGCAAUAUCCGUCUAUCCAAAGACGAAAUGCGGCAAGCGGGCGAAUUGGCCAAUGACAGUGUAACCCUGGCUGAUGGAGAGGGCUACGUGGGAACUCUUAGAGUCUUCCACGAGCUAUACUGCAUGAGUUGGAUUAAGUGCGAGUACUCCAAUGUCAGUCGGAGCUUUGAAGCGAUGGACCCAACCAGCGCCUCGGGCCGUUACCGCGAGGAGCAUUUUGAUCACUGUCUUAACAUCAUGAUUCAGGGGGUGCUAUGCCGCUCUGACUUGACCACGAGCUCCUGGUGGCUUGCCCUACCUCUGAUCAAUCGCAAGAAGGCCUACCAUACGUGUGUAAACUGGGACUCAGUGGAGGAGCGGAUUCGGCCUCGCUUGCUCAGUCCGGAUGCGAAGACAAUUACCCCUUCGAAGGAAGAGUUCAGCAUUGAGGAGCUUUUAAGACCUGCUAAGCCCACUUAG
Messenger RNA from Penicillium odoratum, 927 nucleotides. RefSeq lists its product as uncharacterized. Gene Ontology annotation, biological process: mycotoxin biosynthetic process. The record is from RefSeq and is a predicted model, not a curated record. NCBI's taxonomy places the organism in Eukaryota, Fungi, Ascomycota, Eurotiomycetes, Eurotiales, Aspergillaceae. The transcript has 4 exons. The coding region runs from base 1 to 927 and encodes 308 amino acids.